AUGGAAAACAAUCUCGCGCGCGCGGUGAGGGACAAGCAGCCCGUCCCCGAGAUCGACUUUUCCCUGCAUCAGAUGGAAGAUGGCUCACAGGUGUCAACACUGGAGAGAGUUGUCAAAGAGGUCCAAGCGCCAGCUCUAAGCACCCCUCCCGAUGACAUGUUUUGGUCUCCCGAAGACCCUUCGAAGCCCAAUCUCCAGUACCUCAAGCAGCAUUUCUAUCGCGAAGGUCGUCUUACCGAAGAACAGGCCCUAUGGAUCAUCAAAGCUGGUUCCGAUAUCCUCAGGUCGGAGCCCAAUCUGUUGGAAAUGGAUGCUCCCAUCACCGUCUGUGGUGACGUCCAUGGACAGUACUACGAUUUGAUGAAGCUCUUCGAGGUCGGCGGAGACCCUUCGGAGACCAGAUACCUGUUCCUGGGCGACUACGUUGACCGUGGUUAUUUCAGUAUCGAGUGUGUUCUAUACCUCUGGGCGUUGAAGAUCUGGUAUCCCGAUUCGCUCUGGCUUUUGCGGGGUAACCACGAAUGUCGCCACCUGACGGACUAUUUCACCUUCAAGUUGGAAUGCAAGCAUAAAUAUAGCGAACGGAUCUACGACGCUUGCAUUGAUUCCUUCUGUUGUCUGCCGCUGGCGGCGGUCAUGAACAAGCAAUUCCUCUGUAUUCACGGUGGUCUCAGCCCGGAGCUGCACACCCUCGAGGAUAUCAAGGCUAUUGAUCGUUUCCGGGAACCCCCUACCCACGGUCUUAUGUGCGACAUCCUUUGGGCCGAUCCUCUCGAAGAAUUUGGCCAAGAAAAGACUGGCGAUUUCUUCAUCCACAACAGCGUUCGUGGGUGCUCCUACUUCUUUUCUUAUCCGGCCGCUUGCGCAUUCUUGGAAAAGAACAACCUUCUCUCCAUCAUUCGAGCACACGAAGCCCAAGAUGCCGGGUACCGCAUGUACAGAAAGACCCGGACGACCGGUUUCCCCAGUGUCAUGACGAUUUUUAGCGCUCCCAACUACCUGGAUGUCUACAAUAACAAGGCCGCCGUGCUGAAGUAUGAGAAUAACGUGAUGAACAUCCGCCAAUUCAACUGCACACCGCACCCUUACUGGCUGCCGAACUUCAUGGACGUCUUCACUUGGUCUCUGCCUUUCGUUGGUGAGAAGAUCACCGAUAUGCUUAUCGCUAUCCUGAACACCUGCUCCAAGGAAGAGCUCGAAGAGGAGGAGACCCCAACCUCCGCCACUGCCCUCACUGGCCCAGCAUCCCCGCCUCUGCCUAUGGAUACCUCCGAUACUACCGAAAUGAAGCGACGUGCCAUCAAGAACAAGAUUCUUGCCAUUGGCCGUCUUUCCCGUGUUUUCCAGGUUCUGCGUGAGCAGUCCGAGAGUGUCACCGAAUUGAAGACGGCGGCUGGCGGCCGUCUUCCUCCAGGAACUCUCAUGCUCGGUGCGGAGGGUAUCAAACAAGCCAUCCACAAUUUCGAAGAUGCUCGCAAGGUCGAUUUGCAAAACGAGCGACUGCCUCCUAGCCAGGAAGAGGUGUACCAGAAGAGCGAAGCGGAUCGCAAGGCGGCUAUGAAGCGCGCCGAGGACGAAGCUGCUAACGAUGCUGGACUCGCGACGGUUGCACGGCGUAUUAGCAUGUCUGCGGGCGCUGGUCGCAGUCGUCGCCAACGCGAUAGCCAACGGGAUUCCCAGGAUGCCUAG
Penicillium waksmanii is the source of this 1689-nucleotide messenger RNA. Its product is annotated as serine/threonine-protein phosphatase 2B catalytic subunit. Gene Ontology annotation, biological process: fungal-type cell wall organization; calcineurin-mediated signaling. The record is from RefSeq and is a predicted model, not a curated record. The coding region runs from base 1 to 1689 and encodes 562 amino acids. Lineage: Eukaryota; Fungi; Ascomycota; Eurotiomycetes; Eurotiales; Aspergillaceae. Gene Ontology annotation, molecular function: calmodulin-dependent protein phosphatase activity; calmodulin binding. Gene Ontology annotation, cellular component: calcineurin complex; cytoplasm. The transcript has 5 exons.